UUCUAUAUAGUAUAUACAACAUAAAGUAAAGCAAAUUAUAAAUUAGAAAAAGUAAAUAAAAGAUUUUGAAAUAAAUAUAACAUUUAUUAUAAAUUAUAUACAUAUUCAAAUAGCAUUAAGUUUCAAAAAUGAGCAAGGACAAGGAGAAUAAUUUACCCAAAGCAAAUUCCGACCCCCAUUGUCCAGUUACAAGGAAAGGUUAUUUGACAAAUUUGCUCACUGGUGAACCAAUUGAAAUCAAAGAAAGUGAUGGGCUUGGAAGAUGCAGAAUUGUAACUGAGUUUGAGAAAAUUAAAAGAAUCGGUGAAGGCACUUAUGGAGUAGUAUAUUACGCUCGUGAUACCAAGACUAAUGAAUUUGUGGCUUUAAAAAAGGUAAGAAUGAAUCAAGAAAAAGAUGGUAUUCCGAUCAGCAGUUUGAGAGAAAUACAAAUAUUAAUGAGUUGCGAUCAUAUUAAUGUAGUAAAAUUAAGAGAAGUUGUAGUUGGAAAAAGUCUUGAAAGUAUAUUUUUAUCAAUGGAAUAUUGUGAACAGGAUUUGGCAUCAUUGCUAGAUAACAUGCCAAAUCCAUUUUCAGAAUCUGAGGUCAAAUGUAUCGUAAUUCAAGUACUAAAAGGGCUUAAAUAUUUACACUCCAGAUUUAUUAUUCAUCGUGAUUUGAAAGUUUCAAAUCUUUUAUUGACUGACAAAGGAUCUGUUAAAAUUGCUGAUUUUGGACUUGCAAGAUUUUUCGGAAUACCAACAAAGCCUAUGACACCGCAGGUUGUAACCCUUUGGUAUCGAUCACCGGAACUACUUUUAGGUAGUCUUCAUCAGACUACUGCCAUCGAUAUGUGGGCUUUAGGUUGUAUAUUUGGGGAACUUUUGAGUCACAAGCCACUGUUACCAGGAAACACUGAAGUUGAACAAUUGGAAAUGAUAAUUGACCUGUUAGGAACCCCAUCAGAAGCUAUUUGGCCAGAAUAUCCUUCACUACCGGCUUUGAAAAGUUUCACUUUAAAAAAUCAACCCUAUAACAAUUUAAAAACUAAAUUUCCUUGGUUGUCGGCGGCAGGUUUAAGGCUUUUGAAUUUUUUGUUUAUGUAUGAUCCGAAAAAAAGGGCUACCGCAGAUGAGUGCUUACAGAGUUCUUACUUUAAAGAAGCUCCUUUGCCUUGUGACCCAAAAUUGAUGCCGUCGUUUCCACAACAUCGAAACAUGAAACAGGAUAGUCCUCAACAAAAUCAAAGUGCAAGUUCAAAAAAUGUACCCUCAGGUGUUUCUGAUAAUUUAUCAGAUUUACUUGGUAGUUUAAUAAAAAAGAGAAGAGUUGAUUAGUAUAAUUUUACUUUUUAAUUUUGUGUACCUAUUUUAUUUACAAAAUAAAGAUAACUUCAAUUUACAAAUACUUUCUA
Messenger RNA from Condylostylus longicornis, 1393 nucleotides. RefSeq names its product cyclin-dependent kinase 10 (gene Cdc10). Gene Ontology annotation, molecular function: cyclin-dependent protein serine/threonine kinase activity; ATP binding. Gene Ontology annotation, cellular component: nucleus. Lineage: Eukaryota; Metazoa; Arthropoda; Insecta; Diptera; Dolichopodidae. The transcript has 8 exons. Gene Ontology annotation, biological process: regulation of mitotic cell cycle; protein phosphorylation. The coding region runs from base 129 to 1316 and encodes 395 amino acids. The record is from RefSeq and is a predicted model, not a curated record.